This is a messenger RNA of Exserohilum turcica Et28A, 572 nucleotides long. RefSeq lists its product as uncharacterized. The record is from RefSeq and is a predicted model, not a curated record. The transcript has a single exon. Lineage: Eukaryota; Fungi; Ascomycota; Dothideomycetes; Pleosporales; Pleosporaceae. The coding region runs from base 124 to 288 and encodes 54 amino acids.
CUUGUAAGUAUCUGGUGAUGUGAUGCUGCAAGUUGGGUCUGCCAUGGCGACAAAGCCGCACACAGGCACUGCCUGGAUACCCAGCCCCUCUCUCUCUCUUUCGCUCUCGCUGUGUUGCGAGACAUGUCACGUCAACCAACUACGAUAAGCGCAGUAUGUCUCAUGCACUCGAAAAAUGAUGGCUGUUAUUCCCGGACAACCUCUCGGCGGCGUGGGUUACCACCUACUCGCCAGCUCAGUGUUCGCAAGUGUCUCUCUCUCUCUCUCUUUUGCGCAAGGAAAACUUAAUCGUUGCGGAUCUUCAUAGAACUCUCUGCUUUUAACCUUUUUGCACCUACAGUCUGAGUAAUAUGACCCGCCUGGUAUACUCUGGGAAGCUUGCGAUGCUUGUUCUGUGGAAAUCUUAUCUAAGAUCAUCUUUUGGGCAGCGGGAACGAGAUGGGUCGGGGGAGGGGGGCUGUUUUUUUCUUUCUUGUCUCCUCAAGUGACACACUCACUAGCCAUACACUAGACGUUAGCCCUCACUGACAAUCUAGUACCAAAAGCUCUGAGUCAUGGCUUUACAUCAAGCG